This is a messenger RNA of Topomyia yanbarensis, 3012 nucleotides long. RefSeq lists its product as uncharacterized. The record is from RefSeq and is a predicted model, not a curated record. The coding region runs from base 1 to 3012 and encodes 1003 amino acids. Lineage: Eukaryota; Metazoa; Arthropoda; Insecta; Diptera; Culicidae. The transcript has a single exon.
AUGGUUCCAAUUACCUUGUAUGUGGGGAGAAAGGCCUUCAAUACAAUAGCCUUUCUUGACGAGGGGUCGUCUAGCACUCUCAUAGAGGAAGCAGUCGCGAAUAAGUUGGGAGCCAAGGGUGAGUCGGAGCCAUUGAUCGUAUCCUGGACGGGAGACAUCAAACGGUACGAGAAUGGUUCGCAUCGUGUCAGUUUGAUGCUGUCAGCGCAAGGAUCGAAGGAGAAGUUUCGUUUGGAGAACGUACACACAGUCUCUAGGUUGGUGCUGCCGAAGCAGGUCGUGCAAUUUUCGGAGGUAGCCAGGCGAUACUCGCAUCUGGCAGGUGUCAGUGUGACUGAUUAUGGUGAAGAGCAGCCCACGAUUAUGAUCGGUCUGGAUAACAUCCAUCUAUUUGCGCCGUUGGAGUCACGGAUUGGUCGACAAGGCGAACCGAUUGCUGUGCGAUCGAGACUUGGUUGGACGGUUUACGGGCCAGAAAAGCAGAAGGCAGCGGCCGAAACGUUCUUGAAUGUUCACAUCGUCAAACCAGCAACAAAUGAGGAGUUGCAUGACAUGAUGCGGGAGCAGUACGCCCUCGAUGAGGCGGGAGUUACCUCAUAUGAAGUACCGGAGCCAGUUGAAGAGCAGCGGGCCCGAGAGAUAUUGCGAACGACAACGAAACGCGUUGGCAAACGGUUUCAGACGGGUUUAUUGUGGCGUGAGGAUGAACGAAACUUUCCUGACAGCUAUCCAAUGGCUAUGCGUCGGUUGCUAGCGCUCGAAAGGAAGUUGAAUAGAGAUCCAGCUUUAGAUCGAAUCGUUCGAGAGCAGAUAUCAGAUUACCAGAUAAAGGGUUACGCUCAUAAAGCAACGGCAGAAGAGUUGGAGCAAACUCCUCGUUCUGCUGUCUGGUACUUACCGUUGAACGUGGUAUUGAAUCCUCGUAAACCUGGUAAGGUACGCUUGGUGUGGGAUGCUGCUGCGACAGUGAAUGGAGUCUCUUUGAAUUCGGAGUUACUCAAAGGACCGGAUAUGUUAGUGCCGCUUCCAAGAGUGAUCUGUCACUUCCGUGAAAAACCGGUUGCAUUCGGAGGUGACAUUCAAGAGAUGUACCACCAAGUUCGUAUACGAGAGGAGGACAAACAGGCGCAGAGAUUUCUGUUCAGAGAGGCCUUAACUGACGCACCGCAGGUUUAUGUUAUGGACGUGGCCACUUUCGGUUCCACAUGCUCACCUAGUUCCGCGCAGUUCGUAAAGAACAUGAACGCUGAACAGUUUGCAGAGAGGUAUCCGGAAGCAGCGGAUGCGAUUAUAAGGCGGCACUAUGUGGACGACUACUAUGACAGCGUAGAUACUGUCGACGAAGCGAUCAAGCGAGCCAACGAGGUGAAGUUCAUUCAUUCGCAAGGAGGUUUUAACAUCCGAAACUGGGUCUCAAACUCGACAGAGUUUCUGGAAGCGUUGGGUGAACGGACCGUGGAAACCGCCGUACAUUUUAACCGUGAUAAAUGUACGGACUAUGAACGCGUUUUGGGCAUCGUUUGGGAGCCGGUAGAGGACGUCUUCUGCUUUGCUGUUGCUUCGAAAGAAGAAUUUUGUGAAGUUCUUCAAGGAAAGAAACGUCCGACCAAGAGAAUUGUACUGAGUAUCGUUAUGGCACAGUUUGACCCAGCGGGAUUUCUCACUCCAGUCACCAUACUCGGGAAAAUGCUAGUCCAAGACUUAUGGCGAACAGGGUGUUGCUGGGAUGAUUCAAUCGAUGACGUAUCGUUUAAAAAAUGGUUGCGCUGGUCAAAUAUUUUGAUUGACGUGCAAUCAUUCAAGUUGCCACGUAGCUAUUUCGGUAAUGCUCGGUCAGACGAAGUCAAAGACGUGCAGCUCCACAUAUUUGCUGACGCCAGUGAGACAGCGUACGGGUGUGUGGCAUACUUCCGUGCGGUGGUUCGAGGUGAAGUCGUAUGUGCCUUGGUGAUGAGUCGUGCUAAAGUGGCUCCUAUCAAGCAAUUAUCAAUUCCUCGGUUGGAGCUCUUGGCAGCUGUGCUGGCUGCACGCCUUGCAAGAACGGUGCGAGAAAAUCACAACAUCGAGAUUACGAAGCAGGUAAUUUGGGUCGAUGCGGCAACUGUUUUGUCUUGGAUCCAAUCGGUGCAGCGUAGGUAUAAGCAGUUUGUCGGGUUUCGGAUUGGCGAGAUCUUAAGCACUACGAAACUGUCAGAUUGGCGUUGGUUGCCGACAAGGUUCAACUUGGCGGACCAGAUCACGAAGUGGGGCAAGGACCCAGAUAUACGUUCCGGAAGUCCUUGGGUGCAGGGGCUUCAAUUCAUGUAUCAAGAGGAAAAAACGUGGCCGAAAAGAGCCCUGCCACCAGCGAAUACGGUGGAAGAACUUCGAGUCCACCUGUUGUUGCACGACGUAAUUGUCGCGGAUGUCAUCGUGAAUGCCGAACGGUUUUCGAAAUGGACCGUGCUCGUGAGAACAAUGGCGUGUGUCUACCGUUUCAUUUCCAACUGCAGAAAGAAAAUAAGUGGUCUGCCGAUUGAAGCGCUGAAGGCAACAGAUCACCAGAAGAGCAUUCUGUUGUUAGUUCAGAAAAGGCACGUCGUUCCAACAUCGGUGCGUAUUCCCCUGCAACAGGAGGAGUAUUUGAAGGCGGAGAGGAGUUUGCUGAGGAUGGCGCAGGUCGGCGAAUACAUCGACGAAGUAAAAAUACUGCUGAGAAAUCGAGAUCGUCCCGUCAGUGAGUGGCUAGCAAUCGAGAAGUCUAGUCCGUUGUUCAAGUUAACGCCGCUUAUCGAAGAGCAUGGGUUGAUAAGGAUGGAAGGCAGAAGCGAGCGAGCGGAGUUUCUUCCGUUCGAUCUAAGGUUUCCGGUGAUAUUACCUGGUAAUCACGCAGUAACGAGGUUGCUGGUCAAGCAAUACCACGAAAAGUUUGGUCACGGAUAUCGAGAAACGGUAAAAAAUGAGCUGAAACAGCAUUUUUAUAUUCCGGGAAUCCACGCCGUGGUUCGAAAAGUGUCGUCAGCGUGUAUGUAG